AUGAAUCCGUAUUGCUCUAUGCAUAAAGAAGAUAUUAUAAACUUUUGUGUAGAUCCCAAUUGUCAAACUAGAUGUAUAUGCAAGUUAUGUAGACAUGAACAUGAGACAGUUCCUAUAUCAUAUCUAGUGGAUAAUGUUUUUGUAAAAGAAUCUCUUAGUAUUGUAACCCUAUUCAAAGCCAUCAUACAAAAGUUGGUUAAUUCUAUUGAGAAUGACUUAACAACCUAAUUAUAGGAAAUAAAGUAUGAGAAACCUCCUAAUGAAAUUUCCCAAUUAAGUGCUUUCCUAAAGAAAAAAUAUUAGAUUUUUUAGGUUCUCAGAGAUUCCAUCUCUUCAAAAUUACAAAGGGUUAUUGAUGCUAUCAAAUCACCUGUUGAUUCUUCAAAACCGCAAUUUCCUUCAUCCUUAAAUAGUCUUCCUUUUCUAGAUAAGGAUGUAAAUAAAUAAUCACCACAAACCCUAAAGAAAUUAAAGUCAGAAGAAUACAUAAGAGUUGCAAGUCCUGAGAAGAUAGAAAACGCGCUUAUGUUAGACAAAUUAGAAAUCUAAAGGCUCAAAACAUUUAAUGAGGAAAAUUGGCCAUGGAGAUUAGAAUAAGGCUCUUAAUUUGUGGCCAUCUUCUCAGCACUUAGAAACUUCAAAUUGCUGGGUUUUAAAUAGCCUAUAUUAUUUUGUUCGAAUGUACACAAUCAUUAAAAAAAACCUAUUAAUUUUAACUUUGCCCUCUAUCAUAAAAAGAACCUAUUGAAAAAGGCCAUUUACAUGGAAAGUAGAACUUUAAAGCAUUAUAAUGAAAAAGUGAUUGAUAGGUGUUAUGACAUAGUGUUCAAGAUUCCUCAAAGAAUUUAAGCUGGAAAGGAGUACUCUUUGGUGAUAUGGAGUAGUUCUGGAUUUUAUAGUCAUUAUUAUAGUCUUCCUGCUUCUCCAAACGAUUUCAUUGAAUUUUAAUAACAAGAUUUCAACGAUCAUCCAAAAAUCAAAAGAUCUGAACUUGUUCACAAGGUUAUUUCUACCUAUAGAGCAGGUUUGAUCCCAGCAGUAUAUAUUGAUCCUAGAGAAGAAAAAGAUAAAUGA
Messenger RNA from Paramecium octaurelia, 1074 nucleotides. The record is from the annotation of a GenBank genome assembly. Lineage: Eukaryota; Ciliophora; Oligohymenophorea; Peniculida; Parameciidae.